Molecule: messenger RNA, 4499 nt
Organism: Psammomys obesus (fat sand rat)
Lineage: Eukaryota; Metazoa; Chordata; Mammalia; Rodentia; Muridae
Gene: Slc38a12
Product: transmembrane protein 104
Exons: 10
Coding region: 154-1644 (496 amino acids)
Source: RefSeq, a predicted model, not a curated record
UCGCCGGUGCGGGACAGCUGGCGCCGGGUGGCAGCAGCGGAGCUGGAGGCGUUGGCCACUGUGGACAGAGCUAGCUGUGCUGCAGGAUCCGCAGCAGCUGCUGGCCUUGCACAGAAGUAGCCUCUUCGGCCAGCCCUCGCUCACUCUUUGGAGAUGGCGGGUGACAUCACAGAGACCGGGGAGCUCUAUUCUCCUUAUGUCGGGCUGGUGUACAUGUUUAACCUCAUCGUGGGCACAGGUGCGCUCACCAUGCCCAAGGCCUUUGCCACUGCCGGGUGGCUCGUCAGCCUCAUCCUCCUGGUAUUUGUGGGUUUCAUGAGCUUUGUGACAACCACCUUUGUGAUGGAGGCCAUGGCUGCAGCCAACGCCCAACUCCGCUGGAAGAGGAUAGAGACCCACAAGGAAGAGGACGAUGAAGACUCUUCUAUAGCCUCAGACAGUGACAUCCUCACCCAAGACAACUAUGAGCGGGCAGAGAAACGGCCCAUCCUGUCUGUGCAGAGACGCUCCUCAGCCAACCUCUUUGAAAUCACAGACCGGGUGGAAAUGGGACAGAUGGCAUCCAUGUUCUUCAAUAAAGUGGGAGUCAACCUGUUCUAUUUCUGCAUCAUUAUUUACCUGUAUGGAGACCUUGCCAUCUAUGCCGCCGCCGUGCCCUUCUCCCUCAUGCAGGUGACCUGCAGUGUCUCUGGCAAUGACUCCUGCGGCGUGGACACAGAUGCCAAAUACAAUGACACUGAUCUGUGCUGGGGCCCCCUGCGCCGGGUGGAUGCCUACCGGAUCUACCUGGCCGUCUUCACCCUCCUCCUUGGUCCUUUCACCUUCUUCGAUGUCCAGAAGACAAAGUAUCUGCAGAUCUUGACCUCUCUGAUGAGAUGGAUUGCUUUUGCCAUCAUGAUUGUGCUGGCCCUGGUGCGCAUUGGAAACGGGCAAGGAGAGGGGCACCCAUCCCUAGCCAACUUCUCCGGGGUCCAGAACUUGUUGGGGGUAUGUGUCUACUCUUUCAUGUGCCAACACUCCCUGCCAUCCCUCAUCACCCCCAUAGCCUCCAAGCGCCUCAUCACACGCCUGGUGUUCCUGGACUACACGUUGAUCCUGGCCUUCUAUGGACUUCUCUCCUUCACGGCCAUCUUCUGCUUCCGUGGUGACAGCCUCAUGGACAUGUACACCCUCAAUUUUGCGAGGUGCGACAUUGUGGGCCUUGCGGCAGUCCGCUUCUUCCUGGGCCUCUUCCCUGUGUUCACCAUCAGCACCAACUUCCCCAUCAUCGCGGUAACCCUGCGCAACAACUGGAAGACACUCUUUCACCGUGAGGGAGGCACUUACCCCUGGGUGGUAGACCGAGUGGUGUUCCCCACCAUCACCCUGGCGCCCCCCAUUCUGGUGGCCUUCUGCACCCAUGACCUGGAGUUCCUGGUGGGCAUUACAGGAGCCUAUGCGGGCACUGGCAUCCAGUACGUCACCCCUGCCUUCCUGGUGUACCUCUGCCGCAAGGACACCCAGCUGACCUUUGGCUAUGGAACUGUCAACAAGCAUCGGUCCCCAUUCCACCACACCUUCUGGGUGGCCUUUGUGCUGCUUUGGGCUUUCUCCUGCUUCUUCUUUGUCACAGCCAAAAUUGUCCUCAAUGAGACCCAGCUCUGAUAGCAGGCAGUGUCUUGACAACAGGAGGCAGGGACAGCCCAGCUCCAGCCCCGCCGCCUGGAAGCAGGAUUUAGCUGCCACCCUGGUCGACAUGAGCAUGCUAAGCUGAGGCUCUUGGCCCCACCCAGGACUUCACCCUGCAGGACAGCCCUGGGAAUGUGGCUGUUACACACAUUCUUCCACGCCUGCCCUGGGAGGCUGGCUCCCUCCUCUGUGCGGUGGAGGAGACAGUGCUGGCACUGCUAUUUAUGCCAGACCCCGUGCCCUGUCCUGCAGCUUCGACCGUCCACUAGCAGCUGCUGCCUCUGCAAAGGCGAAUCCCAGGCCCUGGCUCUCCUAACCUGGCCUGCUUGUGAUGGGCAGGGUCCACUUUCCUGCCAGCCCUGACAGUUGCUAAGUUCUUCUCCUGUGGGAGGCCUGGCCAGUUCUAGUGACAAGGACAGGAUGUGCUAAUUGGUACCAGGGUCCCUAGACAAGAGCCGUGUGAGCUUUUGCUGUGGGUCCCAGCUCUGCCAAAGCAGGCAGAUGUGGCACCCCUCCACAGGGUUUAAAGCCCUUUGCUUAUGUCCCUGAAAGGGAUUCUGUUCCCUGGCUUCUCCUUUGGAGCCCAGGCUCCCCAUGAAGUGCAGGGUACCACUUGAGAAGCUGCGCUCAUCAUCCCACCCACACCCAUAGUGGCUGCCUGCCCUGGACUGACAGCAGGGAGAGAACAGAGUGGCCCUCUGCAAAAGGUCAGGCUGGUGUGACACAGCCCAGCUUGCUCCCAUGCUGCACUGCAACACUAAGGAGGUGGUGCCCUUAGGAGCCUGGUCAUGGGCACUCAGUGACCGCACUCCCCAGGUCCCUGGCUACUGUGGAGCUUGGAGGGGUUGCCUACCACCAUUCCUGUGGAAGGAAGCCAGGCUCCCAGCUGCCUCCUGUUCAGUCACGCAUACACCCACUAGACCUUGGCGUGAUGAGUGAUUAAUGAGCUACAUUUUUGAUGUGCCUUCUGCUUUGGGAUCCAGGGAUCCCUCCUGACCCUGACUUGCCCCAACCCUGGGCCUAGUCCCACCUGUCCUAGACAGAACUGCCUCUGGGGUGGAGGGUCUCAGACUCCUGCCCCUCUUUAAUUUCAGUGCCUUGCUUCACCCUAGUAAGGGGACCUGCGCCAGCCACUUCUUCCCUUCUACGUCUUGCCAUAUUUAAAGCUUGAACUUUGCUACAUUGUUGAAUGUCCUGGGGACUUAGGGGCCUGUGCAGAACCUGCGAAGAAUCUGGGACCCACUGGCAGCACCUGCUACCUCUGGCCCCUGCAUCCCUGCCUCUAAGAAUGUCUAGGUCAUUAUGGGCCUGUCUACAGCUCUCUCGCCACUGUCAAACAUCUGUAGCUCUUAAGCAUCAUCAUUGCCCAGCCACACGAAAACCAGACAUCCCUACACUGGUCUGCCAAUGCAGCAUCUUCCCAGGAGACCCUGCCCCAGGGUGGGCCAAGUGAGGAAAGCAAUACAGAAGCAGGUUCAGGAAUAAGGAAGAGCUGCCCAUCCCCCGCCCCACCCCCCUGCUCAGGCUAUUUGCUGAGAACUCAAUUAAAACAUCUGUACUUACCCUUCUCCCUCUUGCUUAAGGACAAAGCAAAUUAAAUCAUCUUACUGCAACACACACCUCACCCCACCCCCAGGCUCCAAACCAAAUUUUGGUGGAAAAUUUAUUAGCAUCAUAAAGCCCAGGUUGAUUUAUGUGGCAAUCUGGAGCCUCAGGAAGCAGCAGAGAGCCUGCUGCAUUCCCCUCCACCCCCAAGUUAAGUUAGGGAAGCCCCAGCCUAGGAGGGAGGUGAGACCCAGUGACCACCACUGAUGCCAAGCUGAAGCCCUCCCCACUGCCACUGUCUGGUUUCUUUGUUCUCUGAUCUCCACCUAUUGUCUGACCUGCUAGAAGUCACAUGAGGUCACCUUCCUCAUCACACCAGGCUUCUGUCACUGGUGGGCCCUGAGAAUUGGGCACAAAGAGGAGAAAAUUCAAAGGGCUUAGCGUUAGUGGGUGUGGCUGUCAUUUGUUUCCCCCACAGGCAUCAAGCACAUUAAAAGUCUUUAUAUCACCAGGGUAAGGUGAUAGGCUUGGUCCUGGUAUCUGUUUGCAAAGAGGCCCCGAGGUUCAUGGCUGGGAGGGCAGCAGACGAACCCACCCAGCCUGGCCCAGGAUCUGAGUCUCUUUGGAGGAGGUCUUCUGAAACUCAGUGGUUGUCACUGCCAUCCAUCCGCAUUGCUCUGGACCAGUCCCAAGGGCAGGCCAGGUCAAGGUGAGAGUAAGCCUUCUCCACAGAGCACCAGGCCCAGCUGAGCGUUGGAGCACAGCUCCAAGAGCUCUGGCUGUGCCUCACCUGAGACUGGUAGAUGGGGCAGAUGGCAAGCUGCGAGGCACUGUGGAGUGGUAGAAAAUGUCGGUGGGCACCAGGCCAGGCCCAAGGCCACACAGCUGCCCUCACCACAUGGGGCCAAGAGCAGCCUCAGCAACAGGCAGUGCCUGCCUCAUGGGGCUCUUGCUGAAGUACCUCGUAGUUCCAGAGGCAGAGGAAGGCUGACAUCUGCCUAAGGGGUUAAGUACCAAGCUGACUGUUGCCAGGGGCUGCUGGGAAGCUGGUUCUUAACAGCCAGGCAGAGGCAAGCCCUGUCGGCCUUCUUAGGGGCCGCAUGCCCUGCACAGUGCUGGAUACAUUGUGAGGACCAAACUGCCAUACCCCGUGGCCUCAGGGCAGCAAGCAUCUGUAACCAUCCCUCUUCUGGGGGACCCCCCCCCCCCAGAUCAUAGGUCAUGGAAACUAAAGGACUGAGCUCAUCCCGGCACCAAAGUCCUUAAUAAAGCUGCUAUAUUACCCA